UCUGGAAAAUUGUUGCACAUUUGGUGAAGAAAACGAGCAAGCUUGGGGCAAAUAUGGGGAAAACGACACUUAGCGCAACCAUUUUUUUGAGACAAGUGUAAAUCCAACUACAGUCACAGAAUUCCCUCCAAAGAAGGGCCUUAUCAUAAUGACAAACCUUAUCCACCAGCAAACCACUGCUUGUAGAAGACUAUGGACACCAAGACUUAGAAGCUCAAAUUGCUAGAGCGAUUGAAACACACAGAAAGCCAUGGCAGCAUUGAUCUGCCACCUUCAACCAACGAAUUUCCACGCUAAAGGCAGGUCGGUUAUUUCUUGCACAAUGCAGCAGCCAACCCAGAGUAACAUCAAGGUGAUCAUAAACGGUGCUGCCAAGGAAAUAGGAAGGGCAGCAGUGAUGGCGGUGACCAGAGCAAGAGGAAUGGAGGUGGCUGGUGCAGUAGACAACUACUAUGUAGGAGAAGACAUUGGAAAGCUAUGUGACAUGGAAGAAGCCCUGGAAAUACCCAUAAUGAAUGAUCUUACAAUGGUGUUGGGCUCAAUUUCACAGUCAAAAGCAACAAGUGUAGUGGUUGAUUUUACUGAUCCUUCAACGGUUUAUGACAAUGUCAAACAGGCAACAGCAUUUGGCAUGAGAAGCAUUGUUUAUGUGCCGCGUAUAGAGCUAGAUACAGUGGCAGCAUUAUCUGCAUUCUGUGACAAGGCCAGCAUGGGUUGCCUUGUAGCACCAACACUGUCUAUAGGAUCUAUACUUCUUCAGCAGGCUGCAAUCACAGCCUCUUUCCACUACAACAAUGUGGAGAUAGUUGAAUCAAGACCUACUGCAAGAGAGCUUCCAUCACAAGAUGCAACUCAAAUUGCCAACAACUUAUCAAACCUUGGCCAGCUUUACAAUAGGGAAGAUAUCUCAACUGAUGUUGUGGCAAGAGGUCAAGUUCUAGGAGAAGAUGGAGUUCGAGUACACAGUAUGGUCCUUCCAGGUCUACCCUCUGGCACAACAGUUUACUUCUCAGGCCCAGGAGAGGUACUAACUCUUAAGCAUGAGAUCACAGAUGUGCAAAGCCUAAUGCCAGGCUUGAUUAUGUCCAUAAGGAAGGUUGUACGACUAAAGAAUCUCGUAUAUGGAUUGGAGAAGCUAUUGUAAAGAUCAGAUGUUGUUCUGUAAAGAUCAGAUGUUGUUCCCACAACAUCAAAUACUAUCAGACAUAGGACUUUGGAGCCUCUGUCCUUAUAUCUCAGACAACACUAACAGAAUUUCAAGAAAAAGAGCUAGCCCAGCAAUCAGAUGAAAGGAAGAAUAUAUAACACAUUGAAUAUGUUAAAUGGCAACCACACCCAGCCAUUCGGAGAGCAUGCAGCAUGUUAGAACUGAUGAGAUUACACUAACAAGACAGAACUGAGGAACAAUUUUUUUGGUCCAGAACUGAUGAGAUUACACAUUUUUUUUUUUUUUUUUUU
Messenger RNA from Chenopodium quinoa (quinoa), 1458 nucleotides. Its product is annotated as dihydrodipicolinate reductase-like protein CRR1, chloroplastic. The record is from RefSeq and is a predicted model, not a curated record. The transcript is spliced from 11 exons. The coding region runs from base 251 to 1144 and encodes 297 amino acids. Gene Ontology annotation, cellular component: chloroplast stroma. Gene Ontology annotation, molecular function: 4-hydroxy-tetrahydrodipicolinate reductase activity. NCBI's taxonomy places the organism in Eukaryota, Viridiplantae, Streptophyta, Magnoliopsida, Caryophyllales, Amaranthaceae.